This is a messenger RNA of Caenorhabditis auriculariae, 543 nucleotides long. NCBI's taxonomy places the organism in Eukaryota, Metazoa, Nematoda, Chromadorea, Rhabditida, Rhabditidae. The record is from the annotation of a GenBank genome assembly.
AUGGCUUCCGCCACGACUGAGACCAUCGUCAUCGUGGUCGUCACGGAACCAGAAGAUCGGCUGGUACCUUUGAUGGCAAAUGUGAGUUUUCUAGCUAAAUACAACAUUAUAUAACUGAAUAGGUGGUUAAGAAAACUGAGAACCUCAUAAAAACAACAAAAAAAAACUGAAAUGACGAAAAAAAAAACAAAAAAAAAAUUUUUCCUUCAAAGUGCGAUGGAGCAGCUUUGCUGCAUAACUAGCCUUUUCAAAUUACUCGAUCGAUUUUCAAUAAAAUUUUCAUCUUUUUCUUGUAAAGUACAUAGUUUUGUUCAAUUUUCAGAUACAGCAUCAUAAUGAGAAUGGAAAAAGUGAGAAAAAGAUUAUUUUCAGUGGCUGACGUACACAAUAAUCAUAGCGGUGGUCGGUUUCUUCGUUUGCUUCCUUUUGGAACGAAUCUGGAGCAUGGUCACUCGGAGUGGCGGCGGAAAAGAUGUCGUCAGAGAAGGGAGCUACGCGGAAUUAUGCUUCACGCCGGUUUCGACAAGAAUCGACGCCGUCUGA